Thrips palmi is the source of this 3747-nucleotide messenger RNA. RefSeq names its product rab11 family-interacting protein 4 (gene nuf). Gene Ontology annotation, cellular component: recycling endosome membrane; endocytic vesicle; cleavage furrow. The record is from RefSeq and is a predicted model, not a curated record. The transcript has 12 exons. Lineage: Eukaryota; Metazoa; Arthropoda; Insecta; Thysanoptera; Thripidae. Gene Ontology annotation, biological process: regulation of cytokinesis; endocytic recycling. The coding region runs from base 331 to 1848 and encodes 505 amino acids.
GGCCCGUCGCGCAGUCCCCGCCAGGCCCCCGCCGGCCGUGCAGGCCUUGCCCCGCUCGCGGUCAAUAAGAAAGCGGCCGCGGCCAGGUCGCCGUCGACGCGCCGCGACGCCCCCUCAGCGCCAAGCGCAGUGCCAAGCGCAGUGCCAAGCGCAGUGCCAAAAGUCAGUGUCGUGGCCGCCAGGUGUCUGGGCCGCCGCCAACACCCGCGCGCGCGUGUGUGUGUGUGCGUGUGUAUUUCAGCGCCACCGCCUUGGAUUACCCCGACCGUGUGGAUUACCGCUUGUGUGGAUUACCGCUCCAGCAAACGAGGCGCCUCAACAGACGGGGUCAUGAUGGCUCCCAGCGUGGCGGCGCCCGUGUCACGCGGUGCCCUCGCCAGCGCCGACCCCCGCGCCGCCCCCGGCACCGCCGCCGCCGCCCCGGCCGCCCCCAGCUUCUUGCUCACGUCGGACGAGCGUGCCGACGGCGGCCUGGACUCGGCCCUGGGGGGCUCCACCUCCACGGACAAGGGCAACAACAGCCGGUGCUCCAGUAUGUCCGAUGGCGAGAGUUACGAGUGCUACGGGGAAGGCGAUGUAGACCCCGAUUCUCCUGUCCAGAGGCGGCUGCACGGGGACGGCAGGGACGGCGCGGACGGCGGCAGGGACGCCAACCGCAGCCCGCCCGGCCUCCGGAGAAGCACGUGGCAGCGGACCAGCCUGCGACGACCCCCCACCAGCAACCCAGACAGCCUUCCCAACCGGAGAUGGGGGUCCUUCAGGCACGCGGGCAAGCGGGCGGCCCUCGGCUCCAACGCGCUGGCAAGACCGCCGACUUUUCCCUGUUGCAGCCAGCUGUAUCGGAGCUCCAGCUUCAACUCGUCGGGCCGCAGCUCGACGUGCGACACGGCGGACGACCUGUACUCGGACGCCAGCCUGGAGGAGGACGUGCUGGACCUGAACCACAAGGUCCAGAUGCUUCAGCAGCAGGUGGGGGUGCUGGCCGACAACCAGACCAGCACGGACGAGCGCUACACGCGCGCCAAGCAGGACAACGCCGCCCUGCAGGCCAGGGUGCUCAUGCUGGAGGAACAGCUGCGCGAGACGGAGCUGCGCGCCGAGGAGCGCCUCCAGGACGAGCAGAAGCGGCACCGCGAGCUCAUGGUGCGCGUCGAGCGCGAGAAGCAGCUGGAGCUCGAGAACUGCGCCAUCAGGCUGCAGACCGCGGAGCUGGAGGCCACCACCCUGCGCGAGGAGGGCGGCCGGCUGCGCCACCAGGCCGACCAGCUGCGUGCGGAGAAGCACCGCGUCCAGGACGCCCUCGUCGACGCCGAGUCCGCGCUGGCCGCGCUCCGCGACGAGAUGGCCCAGCAGAAGGACGACUUCCGGCAGCGCGAGGCGGAGCACCAGCAGCGAGAGCAGCUCGUGGAGGAGCUGAGCCUGGAGCUGGAGCGGCAGCGGGAGGCGGAGCGCGCGCACCGCCAGUCGUCGCGGCGCCCCGACCAGGACAGCGACAACCUGGCGCAGGUGGUGGCGCUGAGCGCGCAGCUGGAGCACGUGCGCGAGGAGGCGCGGUCCCUGCGCGAGGCCAACGAGGAGCUGCAGGCCCUGGUGCUGACGCGCGGCGUGGAGGAAGGCCGCAGCCUGCUCACGGGCAGCAUGGGCUCCUCCAGCCUGGCCGCCGAGCUCGAGGCCAUGUCGCAGGACGAGAGUAUGGAUAAGUCUCUCGAUCAGAGCUCAGUAGCAAAGAUUCGACAGGCCCUAAAGGAACAACAAGAUAUGAACACCCAACUACGACAGUACAUAGAUGGAAUUUUAAUUAAUAUUAUUGAAAACUAUCCAGAACUUCUAGAAGUGAGAAAGCCCUGAAGAAAAUAUAUCCAUUUUUAAACCGUAUCAAUUUUUGAGCUUUUCUUUAAUGUUCUGCCAUAAUGCUAAUUUUAGUUUGUUGAUUUUUUGUACGAAAUUUCUUUACCCAAAAAUGAAACCUAUGUACGUGAUGAGAAUAUAUACACUUGUGAUUUUACUAGGCUAGAUUUAAAUCAAGCUCUCAGGGACUGCCAUAUGACCAAUAAGAAUUUUGCGGUCGGCCUGUGCCUGUACCCUGUUGUUUCUCUUUUCUUUUCAAUGUGAUUGUUAUAAUUUAUAAUUUGUGUGUUUGGUAAGUCAAAAGAUUAAUGAACGUAAAAGAUAGGCAGGAGUUAAAAAUAACAUUGUUGUAAUAUUGCAAAUGAGUUGCCCGAGAGUUCAUGGUAUUGGAAAUUUGCUAAGUGCUACUGGUCUGUGUGUAAACUAAUAAAUUCAUUGUUGAUGCCAUUAAGUCAAUGAGUUUUGUCUACAUGGGCAGUACACAGCAAAGGUUCUCUUAUAGACAUGUGCCCCAAUGUUGUUCCCAAUGGCCAUGCCCACUCUCAAGCGUUUAUGAAGGUCCUUUAUUACGCUUUCCAGUGGGAUAAAUUUUACUAGUCACGAUGCUAAUGCAAAGUAUCUGAUAUGUGAAGUGGCCCAUAAUGAGAGACUUUGUGCAAAGCACUGAACUGCUGAUUAGAGGGUAUAAUUUAGACUUGUCAUGUAGGUUUGUUACUUCAAAGACAAUUUACCUAAGACAUGGCAAAUGUUCUUGUGCAUAUUUGCAGUGCCCACUCACUAAAAGUAAAUUCAAACCAAUACUGUAUUUAAUGAAAACAAUUGUGCUGACCUCUCAGUGGAGGCAUCUGUGAUUUAUCCAUGACAUCUUGAUUUUUGCCAUGAAAUGUCCCCCUUUGAGAAGUGUUGCUGAAUACCGUUGAUAGGUUGAAUCGUUAAUCCUAAUAUUUGUUUUCAAAUUACAUUAUACUUGAUUCUACUUACUAGAAGUACAUGAUAUUUAAUUGCAAUUGAUAUAUUCUAUUCUUGUUCCAGAAGAGAUAUUUUUGUUGUUACUUGUUAAUGUGAUGUGUAACGUAGUGAACUUCUGUGUGUUUUGCGCAAUGUGGCAAGCACUGCUAGCAACUUUUAGCUUAAUUACUAGCUUCUUAGUGCAUUUAUGUGAUAUUUUGUGACAUUAACCACACAGACUCAGAACCAAGAAUGAGUCCAAAGUGGACUUAAAUCCAUAUCUUUAUUUAGAUUAGUUUAUUUUUCUCAUAUUAAUUUCUAGCUUAAUCUCUUAAUCUGUUGGUAUUGUUCUGUCAGGAGAGCAGUGUUCGGAUCUGACAUCUGAACACAACUUGUUCAUCAGUUCUUCAUCCCAUUCUUUGAAUCAUAUAAGCUGUUUCUUCUUAUACAUCAUAACGUAUUCAUUUUUUUUUUCUUUAUUACCACAGUUGUGACAGACUAAAAGACUAAAUUUCUAUAAAAUUAUAUUUUAUUUACAAAAACCAAAAAACAGUCUCUUAAAGUUACGUUUUUGGGUGUUACUUAUAUGAUUAAAUGUAACUGCUCAUUUGACAAUAUUGCUUCAAAAGAAGCAUUUAUCAAAUUACAGAUGUUCCUUUGCUUGAUGACCUUGUAAGAAUUCAUACUAAACUAAGUUGGUUCAAUUAUGACAGGUUGUGUGGUCCCCCAAGUCAAUAUAGAAACUUGGUGUUAUUGGCUGGCACAGUUGUACAUAAACUACUCCUUUAAAUACAAAGUUCAUGCAAAUGAACAAAUAGAGAACACUAAUUCAUCACACCAAGGAUUCCCUUAUUUUUUUUAGAUGACAUGUAAAUAUAUGUUUAAGAUAAUUCUCUUGGUGUGUUUGUAUGGACCGCUCAAAUAAAUACAUUGGAAAUUCUCCAUGCCGAA